AUGAUUCAGUGUUUGUGCAAGAAGAAUGAGCCUGAUGAGGCAAAACGAGCUUUGGAUGAGAUGAUGGAAAGGGGUUUUGUGCCAAAUGUAGUGACUUUCACUGAGUUAAUUACUUGUUUGUGCAAGAGAGAGUGGAGGAAGCACUUGAGCUAUUGCACAAGAUCAAGAAGUCUACAAAGAGACCGGAUAUAUAUUCAUUCACUUUUGGUCAUUGAUGGAUUUUGUAAGGUUGGAAGAUCAGAUGAGGCGAGGGAGCUACUUGAUGAAGCUCUGGAAAUGGGUCUAGUUCCGAAUGUUGUCACAUAUAAUUCUCUUAUCGGCGGGUAUUGCACAGAAGGCCGGCCUUUGGAAGGGAUUCGGGUUUUGAAGGAGAUGGAAGGAAGAAGCUGCCCUCCAGACUUCAUCAGCUAUAACAUUCUGCUUCAAGGCUUGUUGAGAUUUGGUUUGAUAUCAGUAUCAUUCCAGACUUAUAUGAAAAUGCACAAUGCAGGGUUUCAAGCAUCAGAAAGAGUGAUGAACACACUCCUUAGGGGCCUUUGCCGUAAAUCUACAAGAAAUGACGAACCUCUCAAAGAAGCUAAGGAGUUGUUUGAGCAGAUCAUGGAAUUGGGUUAUCCCCUAUCCCCUUACACAUACUGCCUGAUGGUGCAAGCUCUUGCUGAGAAAGGAGAGGUUAGUCAAGCUUUCAAUCAUUUGCUCGAAAUGAUUGGGAAAGGUUAUUCUCCAAGAAUGCUGACAUACAACGUCGUUCUCCGAGUUCUCUGUAGGGAUGGUAGAGUUGAUGAUGCAAUGUAUGUUUUCAUUCUUAUGCUUGAGAAAGAUACAAUUCCUGGCAAGUUCUCUUUUAGUGUCUUGAUUGGUGAGUUAGAAAGGCAAGGAAGACUGCUGGAUGCUUAUGGAGUGUAUGCAGCUGCAGUGAAGUGGGGUGUAGUUCCCAAAAGGAUACCAGGAAAACAACUGAAGGCUGGAAAUGAACAUUUUCAUUCAAUACAAGGAGAUGAAUGCAAAGAAUGA
Molecule: messenger RNA, 1014 nt
Organism: Dioscorea cayenensis subsp. rotundata (Guinea yam)
Lineage: Eukaryota; Viridiplantae; Streptophyta; Magnoliopsida; Dioscoreales; Dioscoreaceae
Product: pentatricopeptide repeat-containing protein At3g22470, mitochondrial-like
Exons: 2
Coding region: 1-1014 (337 amino acids)
Molecular function (GO): protein binding
Source: RefSeq, a predicted model, not a curated record